AUGUCCAAGACCUUCUUCGGCAAUGUCAAGAGUGUCUUGAGCGGCGACACUCUGGUCCUCACCAGCGCCAACAAUCCCGCGGCCGAACGCACAUUUUCCCUUGCCUACGUUUCGGCCCCUCACCUCAAGCGAGAGGGAGACGAGCCAUUUGCCUUCCAAUCCCGCGAAUACCUUCGAAAUCUCGUGGUGGGCAAGCCCGUUCAAUGCACAGUCCUCUAUACCAUUCCCACGACCGGCAGGGAGUUUGGCACUGCUCAGCUCAAGGACGGAACUCUCCUGCCCGAUGAGCUUGUCAAGGCCGGUUGGGUCAAGGUCCGUGAGGACGCUGGCCGCAAGGAAGAGUCGGAGGAGCUUCUCGAUAGGCUAGAGAAGCUUCGUGCUCUGGAAUCCGAGGCCAAGGGCGCCUCCAAGGGGCUCUGGUCGGGCACCGACGGCACCAUCGAGGUACAGAAUGACCUGGGUGGCCCCGAGUUCCUGACGCAGUGGAAGGGCAAGACCGUGGAUGGCAUCGUCGAGAGGGUGUUGAGCGGUGAUCGUCUGUUGGUCCGACUGCUGCUGUCCGAUAAGAAACACGUUCAGCCCCUGACCCUCCUUGCCGGUAUCCGGACUCCGUCCACCGAGCGCACGCUUCCUUCCACGGGUGCUACGCAGCCUGCCGAGGAAUACGGAAACGAGGCCAAAGCGUUCGUUGAGUCAAGACUGCUUCAGCGACAGGUCAAGGUCGAGAUUGUCGGCGCCAGCGCCCAGGGACAGCUCAUUGCCAGCGUCAUCCACCCCCGAGGCAACAUUGCCGAGUUCCUGCUUCAAGAGGGACUGGCCAGGUGUAACGACUUCCACUCCACUAUGCUUGGAGAGAAGAUGGCACCUCUGAGAGCCGCCGAGAAGCAGGCUCAGGCCAAGAAGCUCCGCCUACACAGGCAUCACGUGGCCAAGGCAGACGCUGGAACCAACGAGAUGGUUGUCACCAAGAUCAUUGGCGCUGAUACGAUCAUGGUCAAGGGCAAGAACGACAACACGGAGAAGAGGAUCAGCUUCAGCAGCAUCCGAGGGCCUCGCACCAACGAGCCCUCGGAGAGCCCCUUCAGAGACGAGGCCAAGGAGUUUGUGAGAUCAAGGCUCAUCGGCAAGCACGUCAAGGUGAGCGUCGACGGAACCAAGCCCGCUUCCGAGGGCUUCGAGGCCAGGGAUGUGGCCACCGUCACCGAGAAGGGAAAGAACAUUGGUCUUGCGCUGGUGGAAGCCGGACUGGCCUCUGUCAUUCGACACCGGAAAGAUGAUACCGACAGGGCGCCCAACUAUGAUGAGCUGCUUGCGGCUCAGGAGAAGGCCAAGGAGGAGAAGAAGGGCAUGUGGUCCGGCAAGCCCCAAAAGGCCAAGCAGUACCUGGACCUCUCAGAAAACACACAAAAGGCAAAGAUUAUGCUCGCCACGCUGCAGCGACAGAAGAAGGUGCCUGCCAUUGUCGACUUCUGCAAGGCCGGCUCUCGAUUCACCAUUCUCAUCCCGCGCGAGAACGUCAAGCUGACGUUGGUUCUGGGCGGCAUCCGCGCCCCCAGGGCCCCUCGCGCCGAUGGACAAGGCGGCGAGCCGUUUGGCAAGGAGGCCCUCGACCUGGCCAACCGACGAUGCAACCAGCGAGACUGCGAGGUGGACAUCCACGACAUGGACAAGGUCGGCGGCUUCAUUGGCAGUCUGUACAUUGGCCGCGAGAACUUUGCCAAGGUGCUGGUCGAGGAGGGCCUGGCUUCGGUGCACGCCUACUCUGCCGAAAAGUCGGGUAACGCUGCCGAGCUGUUCGCGGCGGAGAAGAGGGCAAAGGAGGCCAGAAAGGGCAUGUGGCAUGACUACGAUCCUUCGCAGGAGGAGAACGCCGAGGAGGAGUCUGGCGAGGCCGACGCGCCCGAGGCCGAAGUCACACUGGACAAGAAGCCCGCCGAUUACCGAGACGUCAUCAUCACCAGCAUUGACGGCAACGGCAAGCUCAAGAUCCAGGAGAUUGGAAAGGGCACGGCCGCGCUGGAGUCCCUGAUGAGCGACUUCCGCAAGUUCCACAUCGAUUCCAAGAACAACAAGCCCCUGGCGGAGGCUCCCAAGACUGGCGAGUUUGUGUCUGCCAAGUUCUCGGCCGACGACCAAUGGUACCGUGCGCGAGUCCGGGCCAACGACCGCACAGCCAAGAUGUCCGAGGUCAUCUACGUCGACUACGGCAACACGGAGAAGGUGCCCUGGUCCAGCCUGCGAUCCCUAGACCAGUCUCAGUUUGGUGUGCAGAGGCUCAAGGCCCAAGCCAUUGACGCAUCGCUGUCGUUUGUCCAGCUGCCCACGGGCGCCCAUUACUUUAGCGAGGCCAUUGCCUUUAUCGCUGAUCUGACCGAGGGCAGGCGGCUGGUUGGCAACUUUGACUAUGUCGAUAGCAAGGAGAACGUCAGCUACAUCACGCUGUACGACACCAAGGCGGACGGCUCUCUGCCCGGACCCAACGACUCCAUUAACAAGGAGAUUGUGGCGAGCGGAUACGGCAUGGUGCCCAAGAAGCUCAAGUCAUGGGAGCGCAGCAAGGCUUUUGAAUCAUACCUGAAGCACUUGAGAGAGGUUGAGAGCCAGGCGAAGCAGGACAGGCUGGGCAUGUGGGAGUAUGGUGACAUUACUGAGGACUAAGAGGC
Molecule: messenger RNA, 2663 nt
Organism: Trichoderma reesei QM6a
Lineage: Eukaryota; Fungi; Ascomycota; Sordariomycetes; Hypocreales; Hypocreaceae
Exons: 1
Coding region: 1-2658 (885 amino acids)
Biological process (GO): regulatory ncRNA-mediated gene silencing; mRNA catabolic process
Cellular component (GO): RISC complex; nucleus; cytosol
Molecular function (GO): nuclease activity; RNA binding
Source: RefSeq, a predicted model, not a curated record